UGCAGCUGCGCGUUGCCCCAGCCUACAUCAGCGAUGCUGCAACAGCAUAACAAACGGGACAGCAUCAUCUGCAUAUCUGUUUAUAGAGCGCUUCAUCCCACACUGGUAGGGAACUCGAUUGUGUUUUGUGAGGCUCCUGUCAAAACAGGCUUAAGGCUACAGCACAGCCAGCAGAAGACUCCCAUUACCAAAACUGGGGCGCGGAGAUCAAAACCCGAGCAUGGGCUGCGGUGGGAGCCGAGCAGACGCUAUUGAGCCCCGCUAUUACGAGAGCUGGACCAGAGAAACGGAAUCCACCUGGCUUACUAAUACUGAUGCCGAGAACCCGGGGACCGUUCUCAGCAAUGGGUGCACAGAGAGCUCCAUAGAGGCUAACGGCAAAGAAAAGGGGGCUCUCCAUUCUGCAAGGUCAGCAGGCUUGCUGGAAGAAGGACGACCAUUCCAGAAUUGUGUCACUGGGUCUUCAAAAGGAAGUGAAAAAGCAAACGCCGAAAAGAAGACAACCAACUGUGGAACUCAGUGUGGCAAACCGACAGUUCAUGCCUCUGGCAGCACAGCACAGAAGAAGGGCAUCUUCAGAACAGCAGAGACUAAAUGGGACUCCAAAAGAAUGUCAACAAAGGAAGUCUCCAUAAAUGUAGCAAAAAACAUCCGACAGAUUGACAGUGAUGGACGCAUCAUUGAAAACUGUGCAAACUAAAAAAAGAAUGGACAUGAAAUAAAUCGAUACCUUUUGCACUUUAAUUAUGGUCCAUCUUUAAAAAAGACUUGAAGUACUGAAAUAUUCAAGAUGCUCACAGCUCAGUGAAGGAAAAAGUUGCUUCAGAGUGCCUUGAAAGACCUUAUAUUAAACAAUGGUAAAUAGCUGCUAUUCAUGAACUAAUGGGAGUACUGGAUAAGGCAUUAUUUAAAUGUGCUGUACCGAGCAAGACUUCAUUUCAUGGGUGAUACAUUUUAAUGUUAUAUAUCGCUUGUUCCUUAUGAAUGAUUCAGUGCCAAAAGAUUUGGCAGUGUUGUAACACCAAAUUGAUCAUUGUUAACACAACCUACAUUUGGUGGUAACAAGUGGGAAUAGAUAAUUAAAUAGUUUGUACCAACGUGCUCCUUUGCAAUGAAAGUCAGCAAAUGAAGACUUUCUUUUAGGUGCACAAAACCUCUAAUAUAUAUUUCCUGAAGCACAACUAGAUGGAGUAAACUAGAGAUGAAUGAGUUGCUUACUUAAGCAUAAUAUGUCUGCCACCUUAACUGGUAGGCCUUAAACAUAAUAUGUCUGCCAUCUUAACUGGUAGGCCUUAAACAUAAUAUGUCUGCCACCUUAACUGGUAGGCCUUAAGCAUAAUAUGUCUGCCACCUUAACUGGUAGGCUAUUGGUAUCUCCAACUGCUGUUAAUUUCAUAAUCUUUAAUUAGUCUGUAGAUCUCACUUUUAGGCAAGCAGUUACCUUGUGAGGUCUACAAAAAAUUCUACGUAUUUGUGCAUAUUUGGCUUUAUUAAAUUAAAGCCAGUAAACAAUAUUUUAUUCUUACUUACAGUUCACCCUCACCUUACCUUGACAGCAUGUCCUUGUAGCACUUUCUCCAUUACAAGUAUUUAAUGAUUUUGAUGAAGGGAGUUAUAACGUCUUUUGCUAAAGGUCAGAAAAACUUUGCAAAACUGGUUGGUGUUUUUGAAAUGUUGUUUUUCUUACUCUAGACUUUAGUAUGUAGCCAAAUUAUUGUUUGUAUUCUGUGUGCAAGUUUAAGAAGUGACACCAGAUAGCAUUUUAUUAACGUUUACUUCCAGAAUAUGUUUACAUCAAGCUAGCAUGAAGCUGAUGACUGUAUGAGCAAUGAAACAAAUUUCAUCUAAAUAUGUGUACCUAUUCAUUCAUUAAUAUAUAAUAUAAUAUGGGAUUGCAUUGUAAUAUAACUGUUCUUUGGCAAUCUUUCUCCAUAUAUUAACCACACCUGACCUAAUUUUAAAUCUAAAGCACAAUAUUCCAUGUGGAAUAUUACUAAGGAUUGAAAGAUCACAAACAGUGGCAUAAAGCUCCAGCAGUACUGAUAUCUAUUGCUAUUAUAAACUUCUAAUGCCAACUUUCUGCAUGGUACAGGCUCCCUCCAUCCCUACCCCCAUCCCCCCAUCUUAAUUGAGUACAUUGACUAUAAAGUUGUGGAAUCUCAGAGAACAGUGCUAUACAUGGUUUCAAACAAAAAUUUGUGUGAAACUAAUUGCGCAAAUAUAAUGUGAGGGCACAGCUCCUUACAGGGGGGCGGGUACAGGAUGCUUGUCUGACUGAAUGCAUUCUUCUAUACACAACACUCUUCCAAGCUUUGUUUUCCAGCUGAAAUUGUAUGUAUACAUUACUAUCUAUAUUGCUAUCAGUACAACAGUAAUAUUCUGCUACUGUUUACUAUAUGUUUAAGUUCUACUUCUUUGGGUUUUUAUUGCUUCAGGAUUGUGGAGUAGAGUUUUAUUUUCAUUAUUUAAGGUGGAAGAUUUUUUGUAAGGAACCCACACAUGAAUAACAUAUGUGCAUGUGUGCACAUGUACAAAAUGUGAAAUUUGUUUAGUACACUGGGUGAUGUUACCUUGUGAGGCAUAUUUAAUUAAUCAGCUAAUAUAACAAACUUACAAACAAAAGCUGCAACUUAUUUUACACAAUGCCAAACCUGUACAAGUAAAAUGUGCAUGAUGAAAUAAACAGGCUAUGUGAUUAUA
Protopterus annectens (West African lungfish) is the source of this 2700-nucleotide messenger RNA. It is a transcript of the gene BAALC, whose product is annotated as BAALC binder of MAP3K1 and KLF4. The record is from RefSeq and is a predicted model, not a curated record. Bases 221 to 700 code for a protein of 159 amino acids. Gene Ontology annotation, cellular component: cytoplasm. The transcript is spliced from 3 exons. NCBI's taxonomy places the organism in Eukaryota, Metazoa, Chordata, Ceratodontiformes, Protopteridae.